This is a messenger RNA of Maudiozyma saulgeensis, 4212 nucleotides long. The record is from the annotation of a GenBank genome assembly. Lineage: Eukaryota; Fungi; Ascomycota; Saccharomycetes; Saccharomycetales; Saccharomycetaceae.
AUGGAUGAGGAAAGUUAUCUAGUCUCCGACUCAGAAGAAUUGUCAAAUGAUGAGAUCCUUGUGUUAUACGACCCCGAUUUAAUUUCAACACGAUCUCCAAGGUCGAUCGAAGAUUCGCAAUGGGAUGUUUCUGCACUAACUAAGGGAACAGAUAUUUCAAUGGAUCCAUUACAGGUAAUCGAGGCUUCAGAGGGUGUGAAAGAGGUUACUCUAAGCCGAGAAUACCCAACUGUUGAUGUCUAUAUGAAUAGCAGUGGAAGAAUCUUAAGGAAAAGGACUGCGAUCCAAAAGUUACCAUAUAGUUUAGAAAGAAUAAAGCACAGGCAACAGUUACAAGGAUUCGAUGUAUCAAAUUUCGAGACUGUGUCCAAUAAGGUCAAACUCCCCCCACCUAAUGGUAUACAAUCUAGCAAUGGUACACAAGGUAUUGUAAUAGAGGAUACGGUUAUAGACAAUGUUCCUUAUAUAAGUGGUGUGGAUGAUGAUGGCAGUGAUUUUUCGGAUAAUGUAAGUGAAGAUCUUACAUCAGAUAUCCAGGAACCGAUAUCCUCACUUAAUACAUUUGAUGAGGAUAAUGAAGAAGAAUCUCAAGAAGUUAUAUUUAGAGGUAAGCACAUUAAUAUGAAAACCGGUUAUCGUGGUAUUCUACCUAGAAGUGCUUGGGAGAGAGAACUAAAGAAAAAUGAGAAACAAAAAGAAAUCCAUAAGCGUAAAAAGUUACCUCAACCUUAUCAUAAAGGUAUUGCAGUUAAAAAAAAAAAAUCUGGUGAUAAGAAGAAACAAGAUGAUAUUUUGCUUUCGGAACUUGCUAUUGUAGACGAGGAUUCAGAGGACGAUAUAGGAGCAUACUUACAAGAAAACACAUUAAAUGUGGAUCAGAAUGAAUUAGAAAGGUUAGAUAGCUAUUACCACAAAAAGUAUAGCGACUAUGGUUACGAUCGAGAAGAAGAACGUACACACCAACACCCUAAGCAUAAUAAUACUUCAGAAAACGUGAAUGAAAUUAUCGAGGUUGAUUCAGAUGGAUUUAUGAGUGACCCUGAUAUUGAUUUAAUGACUGAUUCUGAUGGUGAAGGUGAGAUGGCUCCAAUCUAUGUGGCAGAAGAAGACAAUGGAGGUAUCGUAAAUGCAAUGCUAGCCAAGCCAACUAAGAAUAAGCCAAGAUAUAGACCUAACGGAAUUGGGAAACAAUCAAAACGGGUAAUUAAAAAGUCAAGGUCCAUAUAUAGAAAGAGAAGAUCACAACCAAAGAUACGUAACAAGGUAAUACCACGCCUAAGACCUAAAGGUUCUGCAACUAAUUCUUUAAAUGUUAUUGAAGGGGCCACUUCAAAAAAUAACAUUAAUCUCACUGAAAAGAAAGGUACCAAUAAAGACAAGAUAAAGAGGUAUAACCGGUCAAAUAAUACUACAAAUUCAUUUUUAACAGUAGUUGAGGCAGUUGGGGAUAAAUAUUCCACAGUACUAAAUAGAGGAGCUAGAACUGUUUCAAAUAUACGGAAUGAUGAGAGGGAAACCACAUACAAUGAAAUGGGGCUAUCAGUUCUGGAUAUCAUUUUAUAUAACAAGAUAUUUGAACCCCCGGGUACUGUUAAAAUAAAGCUAUCGAACAAGGAUUUCGUACUCUCAAGGUAUAAUUUGGCAAGAGUUCCUGAAACCUUAGUAAAUAUUUUUGCAACUAUUGUCAAUGAAGGCGCAAGUGACACAGAAUUACUGGAAACAAAUAAAUUUAUAACGGAGUUUAUCUUUCACCUUAACGACGUAUCAUUGUUAUUAGUUGUACAAAGAUUCCAUAGGGAUUUUAGAAGUAGAGUUUACUCAGUUCUUAAAAAGGCAAAGGCUAUCCACUUUUAUGAGCUUGCUAUAUGUCAACUUCUUUUACUCGAAAUAUCCCAGUAUACGAAUACCGCAAAUGUCACAAGGCAAAAAGUAGGAGAGGAUGUUAUAAGUAAUACAGUGGCAUUUUUUGUUCUUCUUUCUGAUUGUUACACUGCAGUUAAGGAAGAUAAUAUUAACUUGUUAUAUCAGAGUUAUGAUAUUUUGGCCACAGUAAUUGACAUUUUUGGCUUGAAAGAGCAACUUUGGGAUAGAUUUAAUAGGAAAAAGCUCCCUUCGCAGAUAUUGCAGGUUGUUACAGCAAUUUUUCCAAUUCAGCAUGCUAACUGGGAUGCGCUUGAUAUUCAACCAAGCUAUACUGAAUUAACCAAUGCUUUCAAGUUUAUCAAGUAUUGUCGAAAAGUAUGUAAUUGGGUAAUAGCUGAUAAUAUAAUUCUAACCCUAAACGAUAUAUUCAAAAGGAGGCGAUUCCAAGAUUUCUCUGAAGAAAAGGCUACUUCUGAAAGAAAUUUUGUAAUAGGUUCGUCAGAUAAAAAAUUACCUGUUGGAACCUUGUUUAAUAAGUAUCUGACGCUCCUGCGAGGUUGUACUUUGUCCUUGGCAAUGUCAGAAAAGAUUAUGCCAAUCGGAGAAAUAACUAUGACUGACCAUGAUUCUAUCCUCAUAAACAGAAUGAAUUUACUUAUUGUUUUAGCAGGCCAAGCCCGAUUCAAUUUAGAUCAACGAUUGUUAAAUCUUAUUGAACCUCUGAUACCUGAUAAAAGAUCUGCUGCUGAAAAACCGAUGGUCAAUCACAGAAGGACAGCUGGUAUUCUGAAUUCUAUUUUGGCAUUCUUGAAAAUAAAUUCAUUGAAAAAAUAUCCAUUUAGAUUAAAAAAUGUCAUAUCUCGAACAUAUAAAUCAAUUAUAAUAAAUUACCCAGAUCAGAAAGAACAAUGGAGUAAGUUUUUGAGAUCGUUGGACAGAAACUUUGACCUUAUUGGAAAAAGCAAGUUUCUAGUCCUGAAGGAUUUAGGCGAUGUCUUGCUGUAUUAUUUAAACAGUGAUGCAAAAGAUGAUGAUUACGCUAUCAUAAUAAUUAGAAUGAUAGUUAAAAAUUUGACUUUUGCUAAAAGAACCUGGCUACAGAAAACUAUUUUACCUGCGAUUAAAAAUAUAGCCGAAAAGUCAAUAGAUUGGAUCGAGUAUUAUUGCACCAUUGCCAAAUAUCUUAUUGACUGUAAAUUGAUGACUUGGUGGGCAUUUUAUACUUAUCAAGGGUUGAACGGCGAGCAAGAUAUUCAGAUUGGAUUUAAUUUAAAGGUUGUCAAGAUGUGUGAUAAUAGUUCAUUUAGUUAUAACAGGGAGAGUUUUUUCAAAUUGGCAACGAAAUUUUUCCUAAAAGAUCAGAGCAUACUCUAUCGGACAUUCUUAACUAAAUUGUUCCGUAGAGAUAUUGGUAUUACUUUUGAUCUUUUUUUAGAUCAAAAUUCCAAUAAUAUUUUUAGUUGUGUGAAAAUUUAUUUUUCAGUGCUGAAGAGACAUAACUACACCGUCCAAAUGAUUGAAGUGGUUGACCAAAUUGAGAAAAUGUUUACUGAAAAAUUAAUCUCAGAAAAAACAGCUCUUCAGAUUACUACCUAUUUAAAUGAACGAUAUGCCGACGAAAUUAAGAGUAGCCAUUCAUUCGUUAUGUUAAAAAGAUAUUUGAGUAUUUCAGAUAUAUUCACUGAGAGAAGUUUGUUUAGAGAUAUCUUUAAAUCAUAUAAUGACAUUAAUGAUAAAUUGUUUUUCCUGGAAAAAAGUAUUGUGGAAUCUCUGUCAACUCCCGAGGAGACGCUUAAUAUGAUGAACAAGUUAGGAACAUUACUUGACUUACCACCAUCAGGUGUAACCCUAAAAAUCUUUAAACUACUUAUUGAGCAGAACAUGAAUAUAGAGAGUUCUGAUUUAUUAAAUUUGACAAGUAAUGUGAUUUCUAUUUUACUGGAAGUAACUAACUCGACCUUGAAAAAUCGAUUUUACCAGGUGGAUAAAGCUGAGAUAUGUGUACUCAUUGAAUUGAGCAAGCAUUUAAUUAUGAAAUAUAGAGCACCCUUGCUUCGUGUUUCUGAAUAUUCAGAUAUUGAUCAUCAGGUUCAAAGACUUUUAUUCUUAUUAAUGAAGAGUACUCAAAGUUUAGAUGAAUACGAAUCUAUAGUUGAAAAUUAUAAAUCGUAUCGUCAAUCACUAAAAAUUCCAAUUCCGGAGACUAGCAUACCAGAAAGACGAUUCGUUGAUUUUUUAGACAGACAAACUGAAGAAAUCAAGGACUAUAGAAGAGUCAGCGCUGAUAAAUAUGAGGACGUGUCUUCGCAGCUUGACUCUCUCUAUGGUAAGAGAGAAGAUUAUUUAUAA